This is a messenger RNA of Staurois parvus, 334 nucleotides long. The record is from the annotation of a GenBank genome assembly. Lineage: Eukaryota; Metazoa; Chordata; Amphibia; Anura; Ranidae.
AUGCAGACUGCUUCUACAAACAUUUGUGAAAGACUGUGCAAUAUGUCCACCCAUGACAUUUCCUGCUACUCAAUAUACUAACAGUUGACCGUGGAAUAACAAAGUGGAAGCAACUGGGAACAACAGCAACUCAGCCACACCAAGUGGUAGGCUAUAUAAAAUGACAGAGCGGGGUCAGCGCAUGCUGAAGUGCACAGUACGCAGAAGUCACCAACUGUCUGCAGACUCAAUAGCUGAAGACCUCCAAACUUGGUGUGGCCUUCAGAUGAGCCCAACAACAGUGCGUAGAGAGCUUUCAUGGAAUGGGUUUCCAGGUCCGAGCAGCUGCAUCCGA